Molecule: messenger RNA, 1017 nt
Organism: Rhodamnia argentea
Lineage: Eukaryota; Viridiplantae; Streptophyta; Magnoliopsida; Myrtales; Myrtaceae
Product: general transcription factor IIF subunit 2
Exons: 6
Coding region: 94-951 (285 amino acids)
Biological process (GO): transcription by RNA polymerase II; transcription initiation at RNA polymerase II promoter
Cellular component (GO): transcription factor TFIIF complex
Source: RefSeq, a predicted model, not a curated record
AGUCUGUUGGAGAGAGUAUCUGAAAUACCGUUGUCUCCUCUCUCUCUCUCUCUCUCUCUAUCUCUCUCUCACAUUUUCACUUCCUCUCUAGCCAUGGACGACAAACGAAGCAAUGGCACCGCCAGCAACGACGGCCCCGGCAGCGGAACCAAAGCCGCCACCACCUCCACCAACGACUAUGCGAACGCCAGCUAUGUCUGUAGCGGGUUCGUCGACACGAGCAAAGCCGAGAGAUCGGUAUGGCUCAUGAAAUGCCCGCCCGUCGUAUCCCGGUCUCUGUCCCUGGCGAGCCCGCCCGCGUUCGAAGGAGGCGGAGAUGGCGUCGCGUCCUCCGUCCCCGCCGCCAAGGUCAUUUUCUCCGUCGAUCUUCUCCACGGCGGCGAAGAUAACUCUGAGUUUAUGAUGGAAUUGGCUUCCACUGAAUCUGGAAACGUACCAAGGCGGUACUCCAUGGAAAUGUCUAAGGACUUCAUCCCGAUGUCUGUUUUUUCAGAGUCUUCUCAAGGAAAAAUCUCUGUGGAGGGAAAGAUCCUGCACAAAUUUGAUAUGAGGCCCCAUGGUGAGAACAUUGAGACUUAUGGAAAACUCUGCCGUGAACGAACAACCAAGUGUAUGAACAGAUCUAGACAGAUACAGGUGAUUGACCAUGAUACUGGCUCUCUUAUGAGGACUAUGCCAUUGAUGGAGAAGAAGAAAUUGCCAACUAAGGUGCCAGAAACAAAAAGAACAAGAAGAGAUCGUGGAGAGAUGGAAGAGAUCGCGUUUAAGCUCUUUGAAAGGCAACCAAAUUGGACUUUAAGACAAUUGAUCCAAGAAACUGAUCAACCUGAACAAUUUUUGAAAGACAUCCUGAAGGACCUCGCUGUCUACAAUAACAAGGGGCCCAAUCAAGGAACCUACGAGCUGAAGCCAGAAUACAGGAAAUCAACUCGGGAACCAACUUCUGGCUAGGUUGUCUUACUCUGCCUACUGCUCUGUCGAAAGACGGUGAUUGAACUAAGAUUUUGCUCUUAUGAC